CUCCCUACGGCACCUAGCGGACCGCACGUCCCGGUUUGUCCGCGCCGGGUCACCUGACUCCGCCGAGCCACAAACCUGAGGAGGGGCCGGGAGGAGCAGGAGGAAGAGGCAGCAGCACUAACAUUAGUCGAAGAUGUCGGGUCAGACGCUGACAGAUCGCAUCGCAGCUGCUCAGUACAGCGUUACAGGAUCAGCUGUAGCCAGAGCCGUCUGCAAAGCAACCACACAUGAAGUGAUGGGGCCCAAGAAAAAACACCUGGACUACUUGAUCCAGGCAACCAAUGAGACCAAUGUUAAUAUUCCUCAAAUGGCUGAUACUCUCUUUGAGCGAGCAACAAAUAGUAGCUGGGUGGUGGUGUUCAAAGCCUUAGUUACAACACAUCAUCUAAUGGUUCAUGGCAAUGAGAGAUUUAUUCAGUAUUUGGCAUCUAGAAACACGCUAUUCAAUCUCAGCAAUUUUUUGGACAAAAGUGGUUCACAUGGAUAUGAUAUGUCUACCUUCAUAAGGCGUUACAGUAGAUACUUGAAUGAAAAAGCAUUCUCCUACAGACAAAUGGCAUUUGAUUUUGCAAGAGUGAAGAAAGGAGCUGAAGGUGUAAUGAGAACAAUGGUUCCAGAAAAGCUAUUGAAAAGCAUGCCAAUAUUACAGGAACAAAUUGAUGCACUUCUUGAAUUUGAUGUUCAUCCAAAUGAAUUGACAAAUGGCGUCAUAAAUGCUGCAUUUAUGCUUCUCUUUAAAGAUCUUAUCAAGCUUUUUGCAUGUUACAAUGAUGGAGUUAUUAACUUACUAGAGAAAUUUUUUGAGAUGAAAAAGGGACAGUGUAAAGAUGCUCUUGAAAUUUACAAACGAUUUCUGACUAGAAUGACUAGAGUAUCUGAAUUUCUUAAAGUUGCAGAGCAAGUUGGAAUUGACAAAGGAGACAUUCCUGAUCUCACACAAAUCUGGUGCUCCUUCUCCCUUAAGCAAGUCUUCUCCAGCCACAACUGUUACAUCUCCUAAUUCUACCCCAGCAAAAAGUAUUGAUACUUCUCCACCAGUUGAUCUCUUUGCAACUUCAUCUACAGCCGCUCCUGUCAGCACUUCCAAACCAUCCAGUGAUCUUCUAGAUCUUCAGCCAGAUUUCACAUCUACUGGGCAAGCAGCUCCAACUGCUGCAGCAGGAGCAACUUCAUGGGGAGCUUCAUUCCUCUGUUCCACAAAAAUAUCUGUAACGGCUGUAAUGGACAAUGUUACAGACCUCUUGGGAGAGGACAAUCUGGCAGCGCUUUCCAGUGUUACUUCUGAGCCACAGAUUUCAGAUCCAUUUGCUCCAGAGCCUAGCCCAACUACUGCUGCAACUACUGAAAUUGCAACUGCUUCAGCGUCUGCUACAACUACAACAACCAUUACUGCUGUCACUGCUGAAGUGGAUCUCUUUGGAGAUGCCUUUGCAGCUUCUCCUGGAGAAGCCCCUGCGGCACCUGAAGGGGCAGCAGCACCAGCUACCCCAACCCCUGUAGCAGCAGCACUUGAUGCAUGUUCAGGAAAUGACCCCUUUGCCCCAUCUGAAGGUAGUGCAGAGGCUGCUCCCGAGCUGGACCUCUUUGCUAUGAAGCCAACUGAGACCAGUGUUCCUGUAGUUACCCCUACUAGUGCAGCUACUCCAGCUCCCGCAACUACUCCUUCUCCAGCUGCCACUGCUGCCACUGCUACUGCUGCUACAGCAACAACCACUACCACCACAGCCACCACAUCUGCCACCACCACUACCACCACUUCCGCUCCUCCUGCUCUAGAUAUCUUUGGUGAUUUAUUUGAGUCUGCUCCUGAUGCUCCCGCAGCGCCUAAACCAGAUGCUACUCCUAACAUAGACCUGUUUGGUACAGAUGCUUUUUCAUCUCCACCACAUGGAACUUCUCCUGUGCCUGAGACUUCUCUCACUGCUGAUCUCUUAUCUGUGGAUGCAUUUGCAGCACCAUCUCCUCUACCCGUUGCCUCUCCAGCAAAAGUGGAUUCUUCAGGUGUGAUUGACCUAUUUGGUGAUGCUUUUGGAAGUAGUGCUUCUGAACCCCAACCUGCAACCCAGACAGCUUCUAGUUCCUCAGCUUCUGCAGACUUACUGGCUGGCUUUGGAGGUUCUUUCAUUGCUCCCUCUCCAUCACCAUCACCAGUUACUCCAGCUCAAGCCACCUUAUUACAGCCCAACUUUGAAGCAGCUUUUGGAACAUCACCAUCAACUGGUGGCAGCUCAUUUGAUCCAUCAGUGUUUGAUGGUUUAGGUGAUCUUCUUAUGCCAACUAUGAUUCCAUCUGGUCAGUCUGUAGCAGCUUCAGCUGCUACAGCUUCAGCAGCAAGCAAAGGCCUUGGAAGUGAUCUUGAUUCAUCUCUCGCAAAUUUAGUAGGCAAUCUUGGAAUUUCUGGCACCAUAUCAAAAAAGGGAGACCUUCAGUGGAAUGCUGGAGAAAAGAAGUUAACGGGAGGAGCUAACUGGCAACCAAAAGUAGCACCUGCAACAUGGUCAACUGGUGUUCCUCCAACUGGUCCCUUGAAAGGUUGGGCAAUAUUCUAUUAUACUGGAACUGUGCCUCCAGCAAGUGCUAUUCCUCCUGCCUCAGGUGUCCCCCCAGUUGCACAGACAGGAUCAGGAUUUGGAAUGCCUCCUUCUGGACCAAGUGUAUCCAUGAUGCCUCAGCAGCCAGUUAUGUAUGGACAACCUAUGAUGAGGCCACCAUUCGGAGUUGCAUCUGGACCUGGUGCACAACUCUCUCCAAGCCCUACUCCUGCCACUCAGAGUCCCAAGAAACCUCCAACAAAGGACCCAUUAGCAGAUCUUAACAUCAAGGAUUUCUUGUAAACAAUUAAGCUGCAGUUUUUCUGACUGGAUAGUUAAAAAUGUGAGUUUGGAGUCUACAAAUCACAGAUUGAUGCUCAGAGUUUCAAAGUGAGCCACCAGUACCAAACCCAGUGCUUAUUCAGACUUUCUCUUACUUCCGAAACGUGUAGCACAGCUGUGAAAGUGAACGUUAGGAAUGUAUACUACCGUAGCUGUUACCCCUACUCUCUCUCAAUUUGUGUACUUGGGUUAUUUGUGUUCUCCAGUUUAAACAAUGGAUGUACGUUUCUAAUGCCUUCUAGUGCUUUUCUGAACCUAUUCAGUGGGGGCAGAUUAUGCAGCUGUUGUGUGGUGAGCCAUUUGGAGCGAUGUGUCUGUGUUUUUGAAGGUUUCAAUGUAUAUAACUUUUGACGAACACCUGAAAUUUCCCUAAAAGUUAAGUUUCUUCUUUAUCUGUUACAAAACAUAGUGUGAUAAUACCAAUAGUAAGAAACACUUAACUAGACAAAAUCUUUGUGUGAAAUACAUUUUUCCCAGUCACAGGAAUUUCAAUUGUUGUGAGAAAUGUUUUAUUUUUAUGGCACUGUAUAUGUUAUAUUAUAAUUUAAAGUAAUAUAAAGGUAAAUUUCCAUAACAAAUACUCCUUUCAAGUUACUUUACCAAUAAUGAAAAAUCAUAUCUGAAAGAAUACUAUAUCUAUCACUUUUUUAAUUUAAAAUAUAUUUUAAUUCUUUGAGUUCUUGCAUUUAAAUUCGCUUAUUUAUCAGUUCUUGCUAAAUGCAUUGAAAAUAAGUAAAGGGUCAGUUUCUCUCCAUGUAGCUGAAAAAAGCAGCCAUAGUUGUGCUGACAUUAAAGAAUGUCAAAUAUGAAAGCACUCUUUGGUGUGUCUGUAGUUAUAACAUUAUUGCAUUUUUAUUUAACUCUUUUAUGUACAUCUGUUAUUUUAGUGCUUACCUGUGUGUAUGCCUUAGAGUAGCGUAUUUCCAUUCCCCAACUAUGCUGUGAGUAGUUUUUGUACUAUUUGUGAUUAGACCUCAUUCUGAUCCAGAGAACCACACCCUUUACUGUACAUAUUGUGUUUCUUUAAUUUUUAGUUUGUUCUCCUACUGUUUGUGCUGAUGGCUUGGCUUAAGAUUUUGACUCUUAAAUGAGGUCACUGUUGAUCAGUGUUACAAGUGGCUUGGCAGCUCUUUGUUCAAAGCAUAUUGAAUUGGAAAGAUGUUCACCUAAGUCUUUCAAACUAACUAUUUAAUCAAUGUCUGGUACCAUUAAAAGUGGUUGUAUCUGAAUUAACUGUGGGGAUAACAUACACUCUAAUGGGGGGAAAAGUUAUAUAAAGCUAAUUUCAAAAUAGCUUUUCUUUGUAUUUUGGUUUAAGAACCCAGUGCAUGUAUGCCCUCUGAGAUGCAAUAAACACCUUGAUCAAAGUAAA
Molecule: messenger RNA, 4245 nt
Organism: Trachemys scripta elegans
Lineage: Eukaryota; Metazoa; Chordata; Testudines; Emydidae
Gene: SNAP91
Product: synaptosome associated protein 91
Biological process (GO): clathrin coat assembly; synaptic vesicle budding from presynaptic endocytic zone membrane; clathrin-dependent endocytosis
Cellular component (GO): synaptic vesicle; extrinsic component of presynaptic endocytic zone membrane; clathrin-coated pit
Molecular function (GO): clathrin heavy chain binding; phosphatidylinositol-4,5-bisphosphate binding; SNARE binding
Source: RefSeq, a predicted model, not a curated record